Gongylonema pulchrum is the source of this 300-nucleotide messenger RNA. The record is from the annotation of a GenBank genome assembly. NCBI's taxonomy places the organism in Eukaryota, Metazoa, Nematoda, Chromadorea, Rhabditida, Gongylonematidae.
UUUUACACGUAUUUGGCAUUAAAAUUAACGGAUUGGGAAUGUCCACGAACACAGCAGGAUUUCGACAACAGUUAUACGUUCAAAGUUUAUUUAUUCCAAUUCAUAAAUUACUAUUCGUCAAUUUUUUACAUUGCCUUCAUCAAAGGGAAUUUAUCAAGUGUUCCUGGCCGGCAUUAUUUUGGACUUCGACCAGAAGAAUGUGAUCCGGCUGGUUGCAUGGUUGAGCUGGUCAUUCAGUUGGCGAUCAUUAUGUGUGGCAAACAGUUCUGGAAUGCCUUCAUGGAAUUUGCUUGGCCGUAA